AACACAUGGGUAAACAUGGCGGAUGUGUAGAGUACAAUGUGAGCAAGAUUACUUCAUUCUUUCGCUAAAUGUCUCCUUGAAUACAGACAACGUUUUGCACUAAUUUUUUUUUUUCGAGGCCCUUAUUACAAUGGCGUUGGUUAGCCGUUUUCUUCGGUGUCAUUUGCCAGUAGUAACAGGACUUCGCUCCUUGAUCAACUCAAGUCGUGCUGGAAUAAACAUAUUACCGUCAUGUCAGGUGCCAUUCAAGCGCUGGUAUUUUCGUGCAGUACCUCUAGCUCCUCCGCCAAAGCCAAAACCUCUGGACAUAGAAACAUUGCCUAGCUAUGGUGUGUUCAGUCCAAGUGUUUGUAAGUUUAUUUCUGUGAGAGAUUAUGAAAACCGCGACUCAGGAAUUCUGGCCUGGGUGACAUCCCUCACUGGGGAAGAUCCUUUAGGAAUUAUAGAGUUAAAUGAAUUUGUUUUUGGAACAAACCCAAGAAUUGACAUUUUACACAGAGUUGUUGUUUGGCAAAGAGCUAAAAAGAGAGCAGGUACUGCUAAAGUCAAGAACCGUAGUGAGAGGAGAGGAGGUGGAAGAAAGCCUUGGAGACAGAAAGGAACUGGGAGAGCUCGGCAAGGCAGCAUAAGGGCUCCUCAGUGGAGGAAAGGUGGCAGGGUACAUGGUCCUGUACCAAGGAGCUACAAAUACUCAUUACCAAAAAAAGUCAGGAGAAUGGGUCUGCGAACAGCUCUGUCAGUCAGAUAUGCUCAGGGUGACUUGCACAUUGUUGAUUCAUUUGACGACAUUGAGAGUGAUCGGGAUUUAAUUCCACUUCUGGAGAAGAGAGGCUGGACAGAUGCUGUCCUUGUUGAUUCCAAACAAAAUGAAAUUCUAGUGGAAGCCGCUGCAGAGAUGGAGAGAGUUGAUGUGCUAUGUCAGAAAAAAUUGGAUGUUUACACAAUAUUACUCCGAAGGAAUAUCAUCUUAACCCUAGAUGCUGUCCAGGAGCUGGAAGAUUAUUACUGUGAGGAUGACAGAAUACUUAGAAAUCAGUUUGACUAGUUUUUCCUUUUUCCAGUGUGAUCACUGUGUAAAUAAUAUUGCAGUUUGUUAGUAAAACAAAAUUGAUAACACAG
Molecule: messenger RNA, 1119 nt
Organism: Orbicella faveolata
Lineage: Eukaryota; Metazoa; Cnidaria; Anthozoa; Scleractinia; Merulinidae
Biological process (GO): translation
Cellular component (GO): ribosome
Molecular function (GO): structural constituent of ribosome
Source: RefSeq, a predicted model, not a curated record